Messenger RNA from Drosophila santomea, 672 nucleotides. RefSeq lists its product as uncharacterized. Bases 96 to 404 code for a protein of 102 amino acids. The transcript has 3 exons. The record is from RefSeq and is a predicted model, not a curated record. NCBI's taxonomy places the organism in Eukaryota, Metazoa, Arthropoda, Insecta, Diptera, Drosophilidae.
CGAUAGACUUAUCGUUGAGGGUCAAAACCAAAACAACGUGCUGCGGAGUAUAAUAUUUAUAUUCUGUUUUCUUGAUAAAAAUACAAUUUGAAGAGAUGCCACAGGGAAAAUUCAAGAAGGCCAAGCUGCCCGCAUCGAUACAGAAAAAGAAAAACCAAAAGCAGGCUGCCUUCACCCGCCGUUCAAAUGCGCCCAUACAGGCGAAAAAGGCCAAGUUCAAUGAGACGCAGAAGAUCAAGUCCGUCAUAUCGAAGUCGGUCAACAAGAGCGUGGAGAGCGAACUGCGAUCCCGCGCCCACGAGGGUUACAUCCAGUUGAGCAAGGCCCAGGAGGCGGUGGCCAAGCACCACGCCUCCCAGGCGAAAGCGGCUGCGGCGGCCAGUACCGCCAAGUCCGCGGAAUAGCUUACUCUAGGCUUAAUAUCGAUUGGAACUGAAAGGAUUCGAAUUCCGCCCACUUAACCAACUGCGUUGUCCUCUAAAGAUUCUCAAACAGGCCUAUACAUCCCAGUAAUAGCUGCGCAUUUCAGCUAAAAUGCAUUGUUAGUCUGCAGUCUUGAAAACCCUAGUUGAUGCUGAUCUUAAAGCAACCAUUUCUAUUGAUAGUUGUCCAAAUAUUCAAUUCGAAAACUGUUAGAAGAUAUAUUAAAUACCUUAUAAAUGUUAGCAUAAA